AUGUGUCAUUUGACUAUACUCGAGUGCAAAGGUACAACGCGUUAAACACACUAACCUGAAAUGAAAGGCUUAGCCUUUUUGUUGGUGGUUAUAACUGGAUUUUUCCUCGCUACUGGAGCAAAACAAGUCUCCAAAGUCGAAAAAGAUGGUAAUGUGUAUUACAAUGGCAAUGUCUAUUUCGGAAGUGCAGCUCACUCAAAACAGUUUUUGGAUAUCCUGAAGAGCUUAGACAAGAAGCUGAAUAAAAUCAUGGACAAGUUGGGGACAUCUUCUAACGAAACUGUGUCCAAAAACUGUGCUGAAGUUCUCAAGAACGGCGGCAAGAAAAGUGGCGUUUACACAGUCGAUCCUGAUGGCAAAGGAAAAUUCAAGGUUUACUGUGACCAGAAGACGAGUGGAGGUGGAUGGACAGUCUUCCAAAAGAGACAAGACGGUUCAGUCGACUUCUAUCGAGGUUGGGCUGACUAUAAGAACGGUUUUGGUGACCUGAAAGGCGAGUUCUGGUUGGGACUGGAUAAAAUCAACCGGUUGACCCACCAGACUCGUAACCGUCUUCGUGUUGACCUACAAGACAUCAAGGGGAAAAGCGCGUAUGCUGAGUACGACUACUUUGCUGUGAGCAGUGAAAGAAGCAAGUACAAACUGAGCCUUGGAACUUAUUCAGGUACUGCUGGUGACUCACUGUCCUACCAUCGUGGCAUGGCCUUCACUACCAAGGAUAGUGACAAUGAUGCCCAUAAUGGAAACUGUGCAGUGUCUUACAAAGGUGCCUGGUGGUACAAAGACUGUCAUAACUCUAACCUCAACGGCCUGUACCAUCACGGACAACAUAGUUCUUCGGCUGAUGGAGUCAACUGGUUUCAUUGGAAAGGACAUAACUAUUCCGCUAAAAGAGCUGAGAUGAAAAUACGACCUGCAUAAGAUGAGAUUAGUACCGGAUACUUUUGAAAUAUUUCCUCACCGGCCAAGUUAGAUUUCACAAGCUAGUUAGAAUUCACUUUCUCCAUAAAUAUUUCAUCGUAAAAGAUGAGGCAGAAACGAAAUAUCUGUUCAGUUAAUUAUUAAAGCUACUAGUUAAUUAAGUUUAAAAAGUUAAAUAAUGAAUAAAAUAGUAUAAAUAAAGUCAUAGAUCAUGUAA
This is a messenger RNA of Actinia tenebrosa (Australian red waratah sea anemone), 1138 nucleotides long. RefSeq names its product ryncolin-1. The record is from RefSeq and is a predicted model, not a curated record. NCBI's taxonomy places the organism in Eukaryota, Metazoa, Cnidaria, Anthozoa, Actiniaria, Actiniidae.